Polyodon spathula (Mississippi paddlefish) is the source of this 1164-nucleotide messenger RNA. It is a transcript of the gene thap7, whose product is annotated as THAP domain containing 7. The transcript is spliced from 7 exons. Gene Ontology annotation, cellular component: nucleus. The record is from RefSeq and is a predicted model, not a curated record. The annotation marks the transcript as partial. Gene Ontology annotation, biological process: regulation of DNA-templated transcription. Lineage: Eukaryota; Metazoa; Chordata; Actinopteri; Acipenseriformes; Polyodontidae.
UUGGCGAGAUCGGGCGGAGAAGGGCGGGGCUCUAGUUUUUUUUUUUUUUCUCGGCGAGGGAGGUGGAGCGAGAGAGCGGCCAUCUUAGUGAGGUCAGCGCAACUGGGAAAAGGAUGCCGAGACAGGCUAGCUGCGGGGUGCAAAUCCAGAGACACCCGAGAAACCAGGAGAGGAGGAACAACCUUCCACAGGUUACCGAAGCGUGGUAAUCCACGGCGCACACUGUGGCUCUUGAGCUGUCGUCGCACGGACCCUCAGGGGAACGGCAUGUGGGAUCCACAGUCCCAGUUCAUCUACUUCUGCUCCAAACACUUCAGCAAGGACUGCUUCGAGCUGGUGGGGACCAGUGGAUACCACAGACUGAAGGACGAAGCCCUGCCCACAAUCUUUGAACCAUUCUCCAAACUGAGACGAGCAGCCCGCAGCAAGAGAGCAAGCAAGAGGAGAGGAGAGGAGAGAGACACACCAGCCUGGCUACCACAGAGAGGCUCAGCAAUAGAGCCUCUCUCAACCCAGAGCCAGGGGUAUGAGCCCCCGCCCCGGUCUCGGGGUCGUCCCCCUCCCCGGCUACACCCCCGCCCCGGUCUCGUCUUGGGUCGUCCCCCUGCGGGGGCUACGCCCCCCGCCCCAAUCUCGUCUUGGGGUCCCCCUCCUCGGUCGCGCCCCCGACCCAGAACGAGCUUGCUGCCAGAAGAUGAGGAGGGGGAGGGGGAGGGGGAGGAGCCUGCCCGUCCAGCCUCUCCCUCGAUCUACAUGGCCCGCCUGCCCCCCCCUCCCGGCUCCUACAUCGCCCGGGAGCACAGCUACGGGGUGCAGAGCCCACUGUGCUGGAGAGCCCGUGCCGAGGCGGCCCGCGAGGGGCUGGAACGAGCCCACAGGCAGCUGGCAGCCGCCCGCCGCAGGGAGCUGAGGCUCCGACACAGGCUGGCCGUGCUGCUGCAGGAGAGGCGGAGCGGGGGGAAGGAGGAGGGAGGGGAGCCCGACCCGGGGCUUCCUCGCGACCCCCAAACUUCUGUGGGGAGGGGCCAGACUGGGGGGGAGGGGCCGGGAGACCCCGGCCCGAAGCCCCCCCCGAUCUCGGGGGGGCUAGACGCUGAAGCAGCAUCUGCAGGUGUUUUAGACGAGCUCGUCAGUGACUCUCGUCGACGUCGAGCAGUCCACUGA